GUUAUAACGAUCGUUGACGCGGGAAUUCACAGGAGGAUGAUUGAGCAUCACGAAAAUAAUUAGGUUACAGUUCCGCUGCCGAUCCUGCGUUUAUAUGCCGGCUGUUUCAAGCAUCAAAACAAACUUGAAGUUUUUACGUUGCAGUGACUAUCUUUGACGUUUUUAAAUCAAUUUACAACGUUUAAAUAAUUAAAACAACAUGAGUCGCAGAAAAAGAGCAAAGGUGGAGUACAGAGAAAUGGAGGAAAAAUAUAAUCAGCUAGAAGAUGAAAAUGCCUCCGAUACAUCAGAGAAAUCUAAAACUGGUCUUGUAACACCAGAAAAGAAAGUUUCUACAGAAGUGAAAAAAGAAUCUGAAUCUACAGUGCCUGUACCUACAGCUUCUGCUUCUAAAAGUGAAGUCAAGGAAGAAGAUGAUCAAGACAGUGAUCAUGAAGAUCCACAUGUGAAGGAAUUAUUAAAUGGAUUAGAAGGUGCAGCCUUUCAAAGUCGCCUUCCAUUUGACAAAUUGACAUCUACUGAAGCUGCAUGUUUUCCUGAUGUUUCUGGUGGACCACCACAAACACAAAAAGUAUUCUUACACAUUAGAAACAGACUUUUGCAAAUAUGGCUGGAAAAUCCCAAACAACAAUUAAUCAUCGAAAAUGCAUUACCACAAAUUGAGCCACCUUAUAAUAGCGAUACUGUACUUACUCGUAGGAUUCAUGCAUUUUUAGAACGUCAUGGUUUUAUAAACUUUGGAGUUUUUAAACGUCUUAAGCCUUUACCAACUAAAAAACUGGGCAAGGUCAUUGUAAUUGGUGCUGGUAUUGCUGGAUUGGCAGCAGCUCAACAGAUGCAACAGUUUGGCUUAGAAGUAAUUGUCUUGGAAGCUAGAGAUCGUGUUGGUGGCCGAAUCGCCACAUUUCGUAAAUCAAAUUAUAUUGCGGAUUUGGGAGCUAUGGUGGUCACAGGUUUAGGUGGAAAUCCUGUAACGACUCUUAGUAAACAGAUUAAUAUGGAACUCCAUAAAAUUCGACAAAAGUGCCCAUUGUAUGAAAGCGAUGGUCAAACGGUUCCAAAAGAUAAAGAUGAAAUGGUUGAAAGAGAGUUUAAUAGAUUAUUGGAAGCCACUUCUUACCUUUCGCAUCAAUUAGAUUUUAAUUAUGUAAACAGUGCAGGAUCUGGAGGACAAGGCGGUAAUACGCGUCCAGUAUCCUUAGGUCAAGCAUUAGAAUGGGUCAUACGUUUACAAGAACAAGGUGUGAAGCAACGUCAAGUAGCGCAUUUGCGUUCUGUACUCUCAUUACAAGGACGAUUAGUUACGAAUCAGCACAGAAUGAUUUCCAUUAUGGAUCGUUUGGUAGAAUUAAACAAGCAAUAUAAGGAAAUGACGGAAAGUAAAUUACAAACUCGAGAUAUAACGCAAGAAUUUGUGCUCCGAUCUAAAUUACGUGAUCUCCAUAAUGCUUGUAAGGAGUGGGAUCAGCUAUCAGAUCAACAGAGAGAAAUUGAAGCAAAGUUACAAGAAUUGGAGGCUUCACCACCCAGUGACGUCUAUUUAUCGUCCAAGGAUCGGCAAAUAUUGGAUUGGCAUUUUGCAAACUUGGAGUUUGCCAACGCAACAUCUUUGUCAAACUUGAGCCUGAAGCAUUGGGAUCAAGACGAUGAUUUUGAAUUCACCGGAAGUCAUCUAACUGUUCGCAACGGUUAUUCUUGCGUACCUGUUGCUCUUUCGGAAGGCCUCGAUAUCCGAUUGAACACGGCCGCUCGAGCGGUGCGAUACGGGCCAAACGGCGUGGAAGUCUGGGCCGCACCCUCUCGUAGCCCGCACACAAAUCAUACCGUUUAUAAGGCGGAUGCCGUAUUGGUUACGUUGCCCCUCGGCGUCCUCAAGACGUCCACGCUGCCUUCCGGGGUCAACUUCACCCCCCCGCUUCCGGAGUGGAAGUCUCAGGCGAUUCAACGGCUUGGUUUUGGCAAUUUAAAUAAGGUGGUAUUAUGCUUCGAGCGGAUUUUCUGGGAUCCUACGGCCAAUUUGUUCGGCCACGUGGGAAGUACCACCGCGUCGCGCGGUGAGCUCUUCUUGUUCUGGAACUUAUACAAGGCGCCUGUCCUGCUGGCCCUCGUCGCCGGUGAAGCGGCUUGCGUAAUGGAAAAUGUCAGUGACGAUGUUAUCGUCGGCCGUUGCAUCGCCGUACUGAAAGGUAUUUUUGGAAACCAAGUAGUACCGCAGCCGCGCGAAAGUGUCGUGACGAGGUGGCGCGCGGAUCCUUGGGCACGAGGAUCUUAUAGCUUCGUCGCGGUUGGCAGUUCCGGCAGUGAUUACGAUCUUCUGGCAGCGCCCGUGUCAGCUCCGCACAUGCUCAAUCAACCUCCGCCGCAGCCAAGAGUAUUCUUCGCAGGAGAGCACACUAUACGGAAUUAUCCGGCUACCGUACACGGUGCAUUUCUCAGCGGCCUUCGUGAAGGCGGACGUAUAGCCGACCAGCUUUGCGGAAGUCCUUACGCGCCACCGACAAUGCCAGCAUCCGCUCCGCCAUCAACGGGGAUCACAUCAGCAAGCACUGGCAGUAGCUCGACGCCUUAGUAUUUUCGCGUCUUAGUAUUCUCGCUAUUACGUUUUUGUCUUUCUUUGAGCGAAUAAGCUCCGAGGAGAAAAUGGAGAGCUCUUUCUCGAAACUUUCGUGAAAGAGAUACAAGAAAAGCUUUUUGUGAGACAAUUCGGUCUCUGUGAUAGCUCGACGACGGAAAACGCGUUCGUUGUGUUAGUGCUCGCUAUUAUUUCAACAGCUUACGUAUAUAUCGUUUGUUAUGCGAUCGUUUUCGGUAACUUGAUCCUAUUAGGUAUCGGUCCGAUUGAAACAUACAACUUAAAGAAUAAUUUGACGAUUUGCGAAAUGCUCAACUGUUUGUGACGCUGUAUCAUGUUUGUCAGAUAUCUUUAUCCAUGCACGCAAGUAUAUACAGCUCAAAUAUUUUAUCUCUCAAUUAUCUCUUUACAUAUAUUUUACAUUCAUUAUAUUUUUAUCCAUAGAAAUAAAUAAGUAUUUGUUAUGGCUUAGAUUAGGUAAUCUUUUAUUUUCUUUCUCAUAUAAUAGAUAAUUCUUGUUUAUUACGUUCUUCCAAUUUUUAAAUUUUGCUUCUGUUAGAACUUAUCUAUGCGAUUUAUUAGAAUUUACGAGUUUUAUGCUACAAGACAUGAUUUUUGUGUAAUUGAAUAGUAUUAUUUAUAUAGAAGUAUACAUGUCGAUAAACAUAUACUUAUAUAUGUGUGUGUAUAUAUAUAUAUAUAUAUAUAUAUAUAUAUAUAUCUUGAUAUCUCUUGAUCGAAUAAAUAAGAAAAACAGCAAUGUGCUUGAAACUGCGUAUGAAGCAACGUAAGCUGUAUCACAAAAUGUGCGAAAUAAUGCAAAGCCAUAAAGAUAAAUUAUUUUAUGACGCAGUAUAUAUUAGUUCGUGAUAAUAAAACAAUGAGAAUAGAGAACGAAUUGCUUUCAAGAUUUAAAUCUAUCAAAAUUGUUAGCGGAUAUUUCGAGAUUUCUUCCAAUACUAUUUAACUGCGUGCGUUUAAAUCAUUUUCUUUAAUUAUAUUAUAAAUCAUUUUUGUUUAUACUUCCCACCUCAAAUCCCUAAUCAUUAAAAAAUAAUGCAGCAAUUUUAGCUCUAAAAAAUAAUUUUAAGGUAAGUUAUGUUAUGGAUUAUCAAUACAAUGUAUUACAUUCCUGCGCAAGUAAAGCGCAUAGAAAUUUUCAUUCUAUGUUUUCAUUCGUUUCAUGCGCUAACGCAAAUAAUUAAUGUAAUUACAAAUCUGCAAACUAUACUGUGUUGCAACUGAGAUUUGACACAUGCAUAUAUGUGGAAAAUAUAUAUGUAAUAGAGAAUUUAUAUAUUACAAUUAAAAGAGAAUUGUUAUGCA
Molecule: messenger RNA, 3898 nt
Organism: Cataglyphis hispanica
Lineage: Eukaryota; Metazoa; Arthropoda; Insecta; Hymenoptera; Formicidae
Gene: Su(var)3-3
Product: lysine-specific histone demethylase 1A
Exons: 15
Coding region: 200-2569 (789 amino acids)
Biological process (GO): regulation of DNA-templated transcription
Cellular component (GO): nucleus
Molecular function (GO): flavin adenine dinucleotide binding; protein binding; oxidoreductase activity
Source: RefSeq, a predicted model, not a curated record